CACGUGACCGUCACGUGACCUGUUAUUCAGCAUGCGCAGUGGGGGGCGUGGCCCUGCCCACAUAGCGCAGCUACGGAAGCCCUUGAGUUUACCCAUCUAGCGAUCGAGCUUCCUGAAAAUGGCCAACUGGGUGAAGGUCGUUGCUGUGCUGAGGAGCGCUGUGAGGAUCCCCGGGGCUCUGAAGCGUCCACCUGUCCGUCGCACCGUCGGCCCUGCUGUUGUGGGCUCUGUCGUAGGAACCGGCCUCAUCUGUUAUUACCAAUAUCAUGCCGACAACUGGACGCUGCCCCUCGCCGUUCACGCCGAGGGACGGAAGGAAGCUGCUGCUGCUGCUCCGUCUCUCUCGGCCAGAAAGAUCCGCUUCAACACGUUCGCCUCCGUGGUGUACGAGCAGGAGCCAUACAUGACCCCGAGGGACUUCCUGUACUCCGUCAUGCUGGAGAAUGUGGACCGAAAGCUGCAGAAGAAAAUGCUAACAACACAGGAAGUAAAUAAGAUGUUGGUCACUGCCUCUAAAGCGCGGGCUGGUAAUGAUCUGUUCAGAAACAUAGGAGACAAUGGUCUGAUAUCCUACACAGAGUACCUGUUCUUGCUCACUAUCCUUACCAAGCCGCACACAGGAUUUCACAUAGCAUUCAAAAUGCUUGAUGUUGAUGGCAAUGAGCAUGUGGACAAAAAGGAAUUUCUCAAGCUCAAGAAAAUUCUUAGGAAAAGUAAAAUCCGAGUUCCUAAGGAGAGCACAGAGAAACCAGCAGAGGAAGGGGGGGGUGUGAACACAACGCUACAGGCCUACUUCUUUGGGAAGGAUGGAGAAAACAAGUUGCAGUACCAGGAGUUCCAAAGGUUCAUGGUGGACCUGCAGGCUGAAGUCCAGGAGAUGGAGUUCCUGCAGUUUUCCAAAGGUAUGGACACCAUGCGAAGAGAAGACUUUGCAGAGUGGCUGCUACACUACACCAAUGAAGAAGACAAUGAAGUCUACUGGGAAAACGUGAGGAAGAAGAUCCCGGCCGGCCAGAGUAUCACAUUUGAUGAGUUCAAAGCCUUCUGCCUGUUCACCAACAAUCUGGAGGACUUUGCCUUUUCAAUGAAAAUGGUCACCGAAGCCAACCGUCCUGUUGGAAUGGCCCAGUUUAAGCGAGCUGUGAGGAUCGCCACAGGACACAAUCUGUCUGACAAUGUCCUGGACACUGUAUUUAAACUCUUUGAUAUGGAUGGGGACAACUGUCUGAGCCAUAGGGAAUUCCUUGGUGUGAUGAAAGACAGAGUCCUGCGAGGGCUGAAGGUGCAGCCUCAGAACGGCUUCUCUGGCUACUGGAAGUGUGUGAAGCAAGAGACACUGAAGGGAGCUAAGGAGGCCUUGGGAGACACCGGCUGCCCCAUCUGAACCAACAUGUUGCAGGAGACGUCUCAUAGAUGAUAGCUCAUUUUUCUUUCCUUCUAAUCAAAUAAGUGGCAAGAACAAGAUUAUAAAUAUAACCACAUGUAAAGAAACUUAAGGAUUUACACCACUGUCUAUUGUAUGAUGUUUACACAGAAGCAAAGCUGAUGUCCAUUAGCUCACCCGUUGGGGUUGUGUUGUUUACUGUCAUUUUCUUAAUCAAGUCAUGCAUGUUACAGAGUGGAGGUGACUUUCGAAUUAAUUGUGGACUUUGUCACUCCCAAGCAGCUUGUUUACAAAACUGUUAAACUUCAUGUCAAGGGAUAAAUGCCAAUUGUCUUCAUGUUGACACAUUUCCAUUUUCAUAGACCCCAUACAUUGUUGGGUUUUGAUGGUAUUUUCAUAUUGAGCAAUAAAGUUCCAUGUUAAAAAAUG
Molecule: messenger RNA, 1813 nt
Organism: Scophthalmus maximus (turbot)
Lineage: Eukaryota; Metazoa; Chordata; Actinopteri; Pleuronectiformes; Scophthalmidae
Gene: micu2
Product: mitochondrial calcium uptake 2
Exons: 12
Coding region: 119-1384 (421 amino acids)
Biological process (GO): mitochondrial calcium ion homeostasis; calcium import into the mitochondrion
Cellular component (GO): uniplex complex
Molecular function (GO): calcium ion binding
Source: RefSeq, a predicted model, not a curated record